Cherax quadricarinatus is the source of this 658-nucleotide messenger RNA. The record is from RefSeq and is a predicted model, not a curated record. Lineage: Eukaryota; Metazoa; Arthropoda; Malacostraca; Decapoda; Parastacidae.
UGGCUAAGAAAUCGAACAUCGUCAUCCAAGGUUGAUGGCGGCGGAAAUGAGUGGAAGUGUAGGGUAUUCCUACUUUCAAACUGCUGGGGAUGGCAACAUCCGCGACGUUGUCUCUGUUCUGAUAUACCAUCAAGAAGGGGGGAAGGAGCUGGAGGUGUUGGUAUGUGAGAACCAGGGAGUGUUGUGCCUGCCCAGGAAGGAAGUAACAUUUGAAGAUGCCUGGCAGCCCCAGGAUUUAUUGACGACUCCAGCCUCCCCCAGAGGUGAUAAUGCUGACCAGACUGACAUGACCACAGCCUCACAGACUCCUAUAUGGCCAAGGGAUGUAGACAUCUGCCGCAUUGCUCGCAGUGUUGCAAUAAAAAUUACUAAAGGAGGCGCAUCCCACUUUUCUGCUCCCCAGCUUGUGUUACUUACACAAGUAUAUGUACCAUCAUUGCGCAGACACUACCACCACUAUGUUUUUGCUUUGAGCAUUGCCAAAUGCCAUUGGGAACAGGUGGAAAACAGAAAUGGUCGACGAAAACUCUCACUAGCAGAAAUGAGAAGUGUUCCUCGAAUGGAUUUAGAAAGACAAGAUAUACUCUUAGUUACAGAACAUGUAAAUAAGCAAAUUACUGGUAAGUGCAGCACUUUCUUUUAAACUAGGCCAAUUUAG